Cyprinus carpio (common carp) is the source of this 1565-nucleotide messenger RNA. RefSeq names its product phosphatidylinositol 4-kinase type 2 alpha. The coding region runs from base 171 to 1514 and encodes 447 amino acids. Gene Ontology annotation, cellular component: lysosomal membrane; trans-Golgi network; plasma membrane. The record is from RefSeq and is a predicted model, not a curated record. Gene Ontology annotation, molecular function: 1-phosphatidylinositol 4-kinase activity. Gene Ontology annotation, biological process: phosphatidylinositol phosphate biosynthetic process; endosome organization; Golgi organization. Lineage: Eukaryota; Metazoa; Chordata; Actinopteri; Cypriniformes; Cyprinidae. The transcript is spliced from 10 exons.
UGCGAUGACGGAUUAGCCCCGCCUCUAUCAGGAAGCUGGCUGUCAUGUGACUUGUUUGUUGGCUAUCUGCUGCUGUACGGACCGCAUCAUUUCAUUACGGCGACAAAUAAACGCUUGUCCUGGGUAAUUCCCCCUUUCCCCCCUCUGUCCACCUCGCUCCCUUCUCCGCCAUGGACGAGACGAGCCCGCUAGUCUCUCCGCUUCGCGAUUCCAACGAUUUCAGCUACGGUCCCGCCGAGCCGACGAGUCCCCGGGGCGGAUUUGGAGGGACGCCGGGCUCCGUGGUGCGUCUGCCGGCUGGGAGUCCCGGACGCAGCCGCGAGCGACAGCCGCUCCUGGACCGAGACCGAGGCGCGUCGGCCCGCGACCCGCACAGGAACGAGUUCCCGGAGGAUCCGGAGUUCAGAGAGAUCAUCCGGAAGGCGGAGCGGGCCAUCGAGGAGGGCAACUACCCCGAGCGCAUCUAUCAGGGCUCCAGCGGCAGCUACUUCGUCAAAGACUCAGCAGGGAAAAUCAUCGGCGUCUUCAAACCAAAGAACGAGGAACCCUACGGCCAGCUGAACCCCAAAUGGACCAAAUGGCUGCAGAAGCUCUGCUGUCCGUGUUGUUUCGGCCGGGACUGUCUGGUCCUGAAUCAGGGCUAUCUGUCAGAGGCCGGCGCCAGUUUAGUGGACCAGAAACUAGAGCUCAACAUCGUGCCACGCACAAAGGUGGUGUAUUUAGCAAGCGAGACGUUUAAUUACAACGCCAUCGACCGAGUAAAGUCUCGAGGAAAGAGGUUAGCGCUAGAAAAAGUGCCCAAGGUGGGCCAACGGUUCCACCGGAUUGGCCUGCCACCCAAGGUGGGCUCAUUCCAGCUUUUCGUAGAGGGGUAUAAAGAUGCUGAUUUCUGGCUGCGCCGGUUUGAAGCGGAGCCUUUACCAGAAAACACUAAUCGCCAACUCCAGCUACAGUUUGAGAGACUGGUGGUGCUGGAUUACAUCAUCAGAAACACAGAUCGAGGUAAUGACAAUUGGCUCAUCAAAUAUGACUGUCCGAUGGAUACAUCAAGCAACAGGGACAGUGAUUGGGUGGUGGUGAAGGACCCCAUCAUUAAACUUGCAGCCAUUGACAACGGUCUGGCCUUCCCUCUCAAACACCCAGAUUCAUGGAGAGCCUACCCAUUUUACUGGGCUUGGCUGCCGCAAGCGAAAGUUGCAUUUUCCCAAGAGACCCAAGAAUUAGUUCUGCCCAAAUUAUCCGACCCGAACUUCAUCAAAGACCUCGAAGAAGAUCUAUAUGAGCUUUUUAAGAAAGACCCAGGAUUCGACAGAGGACAGUUCAAGAAGCAGGUGUCAGUAAUGAGGGGUCAGAUCCUGAACCUGACUCAGGCGCUGAGGGAGGGGAAGACCCCGCUGCAGCUGGUGCAGAUGCCGCCGGUGAUCGUGGAGACAGCGCGAGCGCCGCAGCGAGCCAACAGCGAGUCCUACACACAGAGCUUCCAGAGCAGAAGACCCUUCUUCACCUGGUGGUGAUGUGUGUGUACAGCCUGAUUAUAGUUGCGUUUUCGGUGGUUUUUUGUUUUG